This is a messenger RNA of Penaeus chinensis, 1953 nucleotides long. RefSeq names its product sperm-associated antigen 1-like. The transcript has 8 exons. The record is from RefSeq and is a predicted model, not a curated record. The coding region runs from base 902 to 1528 and encodes 208 amino acids. Gene Ontology annotation, molecular function: heat shock protein binding. Lineage: Eukaryota; Metazoa; Arthropoda; Malacostraca; Decapoda; Penaeidae. Gene Ontology annotation, cellular component: mitochondrion; cytosol.
GCAACUUAGCGGUUACAGCACCAAGGGAACUCGGAACCACGGGAGGCGUGCAGCCAAGUAUACGACGCUCAAGAUAGCGGGCCCGCGCAGACGAUCCCCUCCGGGCCUCCUGUUCGGUCUGCAUUCAACAGGCGGGAUACCGGACGAAAAUUCUGAUGAGUCUGUCGCAUUUGGUCACGCGCGGGGAGAGGAACACCGGAGGACAAGGAGAGCGGAGGUAGACAUCAUGCCCGGCUGGAUCGCCUUCAUCCCUAUUCUCUUGGUGUAUGGUUCUGUCGUCCUCGCGUGGUUCCUCAAGAAGUUCCUCCGCACUAAUCCCGAGGCCCAGGUACAGUCGGAGGAGCAGGUCCGUCAGCAGCAGACAGUGGACGAAGAACACAAGGAGAAGACUGAAUAACUGAAUUAUAUGCUGGGCUCUUGGAUGCAUAGGAUUUUGCAAAGACUUGGCUGAACUGAUUCCUGAAAGCGGAGUUCUCAGUGAAGAACUACACAGGAUAUCCCACCAGGCGAGGAACACAGUUGAUUUAUUCAGGUCCUCGCGAGUCUUAGCAAUUGGCAACGGUUGAGACGACGAUAAGAAAAUAAUAACGCCUUUAUGUAUGCGUUUGUGAAAGUUCAGGUUACACACGACUUCGAAAAGUUCUGGAAAUAGCAGUUCCUUAUGAGACACUUCUUAACUGUAAUUCUUCAUCAGUGAUAAAGGUCACUGAAGGAAUCCGGAAUAGAAUUUGGAGCUUUAGGUCGAUAGUUUUCUCCACCGCCAUUUUCAACUUUUGGUGAUUAUGAAUAAGUGAUGGAAGCCUCCUAUUAAAUUCUAAGGAUUAAAAAAACGAAACGCAAAAAGUUGAUUGGAGAUUAAGUGAACCUGAGCAAGACAGAAAUAAAAUUCGAAAAUCCAAAGAUGUCUUCAGACGGCGAGCAGAAGCUACUCGAUGCGUUUGAUAUUAGGGUGGAACAGCUAGACUACGGUUUCCUGAAGGAGUGCGAGGAUGAUAAGACAAUCGAGCGGAUAAUUCGAAUCUUAAGGUCUGGAGAAGAAGGCUUGUAUCCUGACCUCCUCAAGUUCGCAGAGGACAGGCUGGCUGAGGUGAAUCCCGAAAGCCGGAUGCUGUUGGAAGACCAGCCGGCAGUUCACAUUCAGGAUCUCCCGGCAGACCUUUUGCAAAGCUUGGAGGCCGAUAUGGAGGCUUGGUCAGCAAAGGUCAAAGCAGAGGAGGAUGAUCUGACCAGCCUGGAGGUCAUCCGAGGUCCUCUGCCCCCUGUGCGCGGGUCAGCCAGAGCAGGUUCCGCGCCACCCAGGAUCUCCUCGGAGGAAAUCCAGAGACUGCUACAAGAGGCUCAGAAUUAUCUCCAAGACGACGACUUCUUCCAGGCGUCCGUCCGCUACCAGAAGGUUCUCGAAUGCGAGCCUGGCCACCCCGGAGCACUCCAAGGCAUGGCGAAGGUGCACGACCACCAAGGCUUGAAUAGGAGGUUGUCAGACGGUGGGGGUUGUGGUCGUAGCAGUAGGGUCGUGCAGGAGGUCUAGUGACUACCCUGAUAUAAACCCAUCUGCCGUGUUAUGAACCAGAAAGAGCCUGCCGAGUUCGGUGGUCAGCCGGAGAGGUUCCAGAAAUGAAAAUCGUUCUCCACUUCGUUUGCAACUCAUCUGUAUCCUCCACAUAAAGGGUCAACACUCAUGUAUUAUGCAAUACAACCCAGAUGGAGGAACUCACAUUUACGAGUGUAUAUAGUCUAAUGUACACAUACGCCACAACUUUUAUUUCAACUAUCCACUAUCAACUAUCUCUGACCACUUGAGAUUAUGAAUAUGACGGCUAAUCUGAUCAAUCGUCCUCUUACUAUUGAUGGGAGUCUGUAGAUAUGAUAAGAAAGCAUACUGUGCAAUUAAAUGCAUUCUAUAUACCAUUCACGAGUACAUCGGUGUAUAAAUAAAAAAAACUAAACACAAAA